Mus pahari (shrew mouse) is the source of this 570-nucleotide messenger RNA. RefSeq names its product TYRO protein tyrosine kinase binding protein (gene Tyrobp). The transcript has 5 exons. The record is from RefSeq and is a predicted model, not a curated record. Gene Ontology annotation, cellular component: cell surface. Gene Ontology annotation, molecular function: signaling receptor binding. Lineage: Eukaryota; Metazoa; Chordata; Mammalia; Rodentia; Muridae. Gene Ontology annotation, biological process: negative regulation of transforming growth factor beta1 production; microglial cell activation involved in immune response; positive regulation of microglial cell mediated cytotoxicity. The coding region runs from base 56 to 400 and encodes 114 amino acids.
CACACCACGUCCUACCAGCCCCUGGACGGUGGUGUCCAGUGCAUAUCUGGCCACCAUGGGGGCCCUGGAGCCCUCCUGGUGCCUUCUGUUCCUUCCUGUCCUCCUGACUGUGGGAGGAUUAAGUCCCGUGCAGGCCCAGAGUGACUCUUUCCCAAGAUGCGACUGUUCUUCCGUGAGCCCGGGUGUACUUGCUGGGAUUGUUCUGGGUGACCUGGUGCUCACUCUGCUGAUUGCCCUGGCCGUGUACUCUCUGGGCCGCCUGGCAUCCCGAGGCCGAGGGACCGCGGAAGGGACCCGGAAACCACACAUUGCUGAGACUGAGUCACCUUAUCAGGAGCUUCAGGGUCAGAGACCAGAAGUAUACAGUGACCUCAACACACAGAGGCAAUAUUACAGAUGAACCCACCCUAUGCCCAUCAGUGAUCUGAUGCCCGGAUCCAGUCCUUCCAGAUGCCUACUCAACAAGCCCUCCCUGGGAUCAGGACUCCCGUUGGAAUACAGAUCCACAGGGUGCCUCCCUGAGAUAUCUGACCUCUACCAUUUUUGUCCCCAAAUAAAAGACGGAGCAAA